This is a messenger RNA of Bicyclus anynana (squinting bush brown), 4158 nucleotides long. It is a transcript of the gene Rab3-GAP, whose product is annotated as rab3 GTPase-activating protein regulatory subunit. The transcript is spliced from 9 exons. NCBI's taxonomy places the organism in Eukaryota, Metazoa, Arthropoda, Insecta, Lepidoptera, Nymphalidae. Gene Ontology annotation, biological process: regulation of GTPase activity. The record is from RefSeq and is a predicted model, not a curated record. The coding region runs from base 117 to 4115 and encodes 1332 amino acids.
UUUUAGGACAUAGUUGAUCAAUAUUUACAUUCACAUUGUGUAGUUGUGUACAUCAAUGAUAUUUUAUCGUAUUAAUACAGAUUUUAGAUAUAGUGUGGCAAUAAAUUACACGAAAUAUGUGCAAUGUUGAAGAAAUCGCUGACUGUGGUGAUAUUUUAACAUUGGGUAGAGCUCUGUUCAUACCAGAAAAAGAGGAUCAAACUUGGCUUUCAAAAUGCUCAGUUUCACUAUCGUCUUGCGGAAAUCUGUUAUCAGUGGGGUACAGAAAGCGCCUUUGUUUCCUAACUGCUCAGUGGAUUAGUUCAAUUGAGAGUAACACAUACUUGGUCUCAUGGAGUGGUACUCUUCCUUCUGAUAUUACAUCUGUUCUCACUCUCUCUAUUUGCCCUUCACAGCAUUCGUCACAGAAUGGACCAGACUGGUUCUGCAUUGUUGUCGGGUUUCAAAAUGGAAGUGUAGGUUUCUAUACAAACACAGGGCAUUCGUUAUUAUAUGAAAAGCUAGAUGAGAAACCAGUGUUGAACAUUUUGUGCCAUACAGGUACUUAUGGCACUCUACCAGAUGAUGUUCACAUAAUAUUUGAAAGUGGUGUAUGUGUACUCACUGGAUCAAGUCUAUUCCAAACACUAAGAAAUGCUAAAGCACAAGUUGCAAAAGUUCACGCUGGUAUUCGUGGUGAACAGACAGUAGACAGCAGAAAUAUUCAAAUAAGAAAAUGGUCAUUUUCGGAACAGGAACAAAUUAUUGAUGCUGCAGUUGUUGGCUUAGAACUUAAGAAUACUUACGACCAUUUCUUGGCCGCUUCAACAUAUGGAGGAUAUGAUACAUGGUACCGGUCAAUUCCGCCAGUCAAUUCUUUAAUUCUUGCUACAGGCGUUACUCCAUAUUUGGGAUUUCAUUAUGCUUUAGAGGGUGGUACUACACCCCCCCUUCAAGAUGUUGCACGAGCAGUAGCAAAUAAGAUUAAAUCUGCACUACCAGGCUGGCUGGGUGGAUCUACAGAGACAGCUCCGACUAACACAGAGCCUUUAAUAAGAGCAGAACAACUAUCAAUGAGAAAUGGUAUAUUUGAUGUACAACGCCAUGGAACAUCAGUUGCAAUUUCUCCGGAUCGCAGACUUGCAGCACUUACCGACAGUUUAGGUCGAGUGGCUGUCUUGGAUGUAACCAAGGGCUAUGUUAUUAGACUUUUUAAAGGGUGCAGAGAUGCCCAAUGUGCUUUUGUUCAAAUCUUUGAUGCAGACACCAAAAAGCCUCAACUUUCUGUAGUCAAGGAGAUAAGGAGAGCAUUAUUUUUAAUAAUUUACAAUCCAAAAAAAGGACUUGUUGAUAUAAGACUUAUGCAAAGAGGUAGUAGAGUUGCAGUCUUUACAGCGACGAAAAACGGAAAACUAUUAUACAAUACAUGUGGUUUGACAGGUGCAGAAAAAAAUUAUACUCACAAAAAACUCAACUUACCUGAAUUUCAGUGUGUGUUAAUCGACCCAGAUGGAAAGCUAAAAAAGUUCAAUAUCCCAUUCUACUACUCUUUAGAAGGUGAACAUUUAGAAAGAUCAAAAGAUUUGCAUAUUAUUAGAGCAAUACGCGAUACUAUAAAAAAAUCUUCUAAUUUCUCAGAAGAUGUUAAAGAUGAAAUAAUUCAAAGUGCUGUUAAGUUAAAAACGUUGGAGAUUAAAAAGCAUUGCUUGGAUAUGUUAAUUAAAAAUUGUGAAACAUCUUCAGAAACAUUAAUUACUUGCUUAGAAAUAUUUUGGGAUAGCCUAACCGAUGAAGAGUUAAAUGAGCAUAAUCAGAAAAUUAAGAACUAUUUCGGUAACCUUGCGUUGGUUACACUUUUUCAUAGACAUAUUUGUAACGAAAGUACUGAGGAUAUUCAAAAUCUAGUUGCCAAAGUCUGUGAAUCAUUUGGGUUGAAACAUCAAUUAGACAUAGAACCUCAUAAACAUUCUGAUGAUCUUGACUUUCAUCUUUUAGAAGAUGAUAACUGUAUUUUAGAACGAUUACUUAUUUUAGCACAAGAAAAAGAUUUCAGAGAGCAGCAACAUACAAAAGUAACUUUUGCUGACAAUCGUAUAAGUGCAUAUAAAGAUUUUAUCUCGUGUUUCGGAUUAGAAAACAAAGAAGGUUUUAUAACUUUAAAACCAGAUAUUACCACUGAAAAAUUAAACAAUUUAUCAUCUGACAUUUUUAAAUCAAUUGUAAAAUUAAAUGACCUUACGUUGCUCACAAACUGCAUCAAAGCUAGUAAUAUUGAUGUUAAAGAAAUCGUUAAACUGGUGAUUAUGCAUGUAACAAACAUGCCACUGGAACAAAUAAAUUUAGUAUUAAUAGAAAAGAUGAUUGCCAUGUUGUAUUAUUUAUGCAGAGUGUCUGAAGAAGCUACUAAUAUGAAAUAUAAUGAAAUAUCUCCUUGGUGGGAAAAUAUUCGGAGUAUACUAGUAGACUUAGCUUGCCCACUCAGGAGUAUGAUAAUUGCAAUGGCUUGUAAAUCUGUUGCUAAUAUUUUCGAGUCAAAUACGCCAGAAAAAGAGGAUGCCUGGGAAUCUCUUACAAAAGAAAAUGCUAAGUGGGGUAUACUAAUUGGUAAACUAGAAGACAUAUCAAUAUUAAGUAUAAUUUUAAUGUGUAAGGCAAAUUUUAAUGGCAAAUCUCUACCGAAACUACCGUUUGAAGAGAUAAACAUUAAUUUGAAAUAUAUAUACACCAGGGGUAAGGGUUCGGUAACAGAAUUAAUCGCCAAGUGGCUUUGUAGCAUGGGUGUGCCGCCAGAGGCAAUAGUUGCAAAUGAACUCUUGGAAAUGUUCGACGCUACUUCCAAUUCAGAUACUGUUCCGUCAGCAAGUGAUGAUAAUCCGGAAUUUCUAUUUAUGGAAAAUCAUCGUCAUUAUAUUGACAAUAAUCCACAAAUAUUCAAGUGGUUAUCACUCCUUAAAAGACAGUUUCCAUUGAGUACUAAAGCUGACUAUGUAAUAGCGAACAUGUGUUGGGAGUAUGCUAUGGAAUGGCAGAAAUCUUUGAAGAAAACUCUCGAGUUGGAAGCAGUAUUGCAGUGUUUGGAAAAUAUAUCAGACCUGCAUUUACGAUUGGGUUUAUUCUCCAUAAUUUGGUUAACCUACAUAAAACACACUUUCGAAGACAGUUGCCGUCUCAUAAAUAAAGUAGGCAAACUACCUAAAGAUCAUCUGUGUUUACAAGACCUUGGUUUCAACAGUGAAUGUUUAAAGAGUUUUCUAAAAAUUGUGAAAGAUUAUCUUGACAAAUUCUACACUUGCUCUUUAAAAAUAUUUGACCAGACAAAACAUGAAAUCCAGUUUGAAAAAAUAUGGGAUGAAAGUUUACCGUCAUUAGUAGAAGUUGCUCAAGACACCAAAUCCGUUAAUAUUGAUAUUUUGAAUUUGAACUAUCAAAUCUCCUGCACUAUUUAUUAUCAAUGCCAUUUCAACUUGAAGUUUACAAAGCCAUUAGAUAAUCUUUAUGAUAUUGACUAUCAGUAUAUACUGGAAGCUCUUGCUGGCAAUGUUGUACAAAGAGAUAUUAGUAUGAAAUGUUCGGAAAAGUUAUUGGCGCCCAGAAUGAAAUAUCUUACAAAAUUAACCAGAACUGCAGUUGAAACGAUAAGCUGUGUUGAUAACAAUGAAGAAUCGAAAUCAUACAAUAAUGAAGAAUGUUUACAUUGGAUCGAAAACAUCUGUGUACUGGCGGAACUAUGGGGCGUCGAUAACAACUUUGUCAGGAGACAAUAUGUGGUCGGAUUAUAUCAUAUGGGGUAUGAUGAAUUAGCAGAGAACAUACUGAGUUUAAUCAGAGAACCACAGUUGUUACUGCUACCAAUUUUAGCAAUAACCAUCCAAAGACUAAAACGAAGUCUGGAGAACUCUACAAACCAACCCGAGUGGAUUGUGUCCUUGCCACCCCAGCUUUACAAGAAAAUGCAAAAUACGGUUUUGGACCCAUCUAUUCCGGCACAUCCAUCUUUGUCAACUACUGCAUUGGUAUUACAAAAACUGGUUUCACAAAUUGCUAAGAAAACGUCUGAUACUGAAGAAAUGCAAAACAUCAAAUUGGCAGAACUUAUAAUUGAAAGCUGUGAACUCUUAAUUAGGAGAAAAUUGUAAUGGUCCUAUACUAAUAAAUAACAACUGUUUUAUUUUAUUGUUA